Molecule: messenger RNA, 804 nt
Organism: Paramecium sonneborni
Lineage: Eukaryota; Ciliophora; Oligohymenophorea; Peniculida; Parameciidae
Source: the annotation of a GenBank genome assembly
AUGAGCUUAAGAUUAGGACUUUUAAGAUGGGUGAAUGAAAAAUGUCCAUAAAUGAAGGCAAGCAAUAUUGAAAGUAUGUCAGAUGGAAGACAUUUCUUAUGUUUACUUAGAAGAUACUUUCCAGAGAUAGAAAUUCCAUAAUUUAAAAAAAAUUCAACAAUAGUGUCUCGUAUAGAAACUUUAAAAAAAGUAGAUCACUAUUGUUCAAAAUUAGACAAUUCAAUUAAGGUUGAUAUUCUCAAGAUAGCAAAUAAAGAGUCAAAUAUGAUUCUAAAUUUGCUAAAAUUUAUAAAAUCAAUUCUAGAUAAAACUCCAGUAAAAAAACAAAAUAUAAAGGAAGAAAUUCCAACAAUAAUGAAAGAAUAGAAAAAGGAGUGUCAAAAGAUUAAUGAGGAGAUAGUAAUAAUCCCAAUGAAGUAAAAAUAAACAGAUGAUAAAGAAAUAUAAACAAGUUCAUUUUAAGAAUUGAAGCCAUUACAAAUAUUAUAAGAAAAAAUAAAAAAAAUUUUAUAAUCUGAAAUUCAAAGUCCUCAUUUAGAAUUAGAAAUUCUAUCAUUAUUGGAGAGAGAUAAAGAAGUAGCUAAUCUUUAGUUAUUUUAUUAAGUUUAGGCAUCAAGAGUAAGGGGAGUUAGAAAACAAUCUAAAUUUACAGAAUUUAUGUCAAUUCAUAGUAGUUAGUUUUAUAAUAGAGUGGAAUAGAAUUUAUUAGAUCCAGAUUAUUCAUUUGAUUAAAAUUUAGCUAGUAAAAAGAGUGUAUGUGAAGAUAGUUUGUUUCAAGUUAGCGAUGAAAAAUAAAAUUAUUGA